This is a messenger RNA of Myripristis murdjan (pinecone soldierfish), 4697 nucleotides long. RefSeq names its product RAB11 family interacting protein 4 (class II) b (gene rab11fip4b). Bases 425 to 2179 code for a protein of 584 amino acids. Gene Ontology annotation, biological process: endocytic recycling; regulation of cytokinesis. NCBI's taxonomy places the organism in Eukaryota, Metazoa, Chordata, Actinopteri, Holocentriformes, Holocentridae. The transcript is spliced from 14 exons. The record is from RefSeq and is a predicted model, not a curated record. Gene Ontology annotation, cellular component: endocytic vesicle; recycling endosome membrane; cleavage furrow.
GCAAGUCAGCCGGUGAACCAGUCAGCGAGAGAGGGAAAGUGUGUGAGUGUGUGUGUGAGCGUGAGAGUCGCAGAGUCCGUGCUUGUGUAUUUGUGCGUGUGUGUGUGAGUGUGUGUGUGUGUGUGUGUGUGUGAGUGAGAGGGAGAGAGAGAGUGAGAGCAAGGCAGUUGCAGUCUCUCGGUGUGGGAAAGCCCAGCCAGGCAGCCGGUGUGGUGUUUUUAAAGUGAAAGAUCGAUCCAGCGCUUCUCCUCUGUGCCUCUUUGGACUAUACCACUUCCAGGGACUUACCCUUUGGACUAUCCCAACACCUCCUCCUCGUGCCUUUGAAGGGAACACCUGUGUGUGAGGUGUGUGUGUGUGUGUGUGCGAGUUUGUGUGUGAGCGGAGACAGCGGACUAAUAGCCCUGGCGGACGGGGUGAGUGGAUGACUUCAGUGAAUGAGGGCUUGGCUGGUGGAGAGAAGGGGACCGGUGACCAUGGACUCCCCUCACUAGCAAACGGGUGCAGUGAGGAGGCACGGGCGUGUCCGGUCAUCAUGUGCACGAGGGCCUAUCCUGACCCCGUCCCUGAGUGCCAGCUGUUCCCUGGAGAGGAGGAGGAGCCUGAGGAGGAGGUGGCGGAGGAAAGCAGGGAGAGGGAGUCAGACAGAGACAGCGCUGUGGAGAGCACCCAGGGGUCUGACACCAGCUCAGAGGGGUUGGCCAGACCAGGGGACAAGGAGGACGUACUUGGGGAGCUUUUUUUCCCUGGGGAUAAGUGUGGCCACACCAGCAUCUCAGUGACCUCUGACCUAUCAACACGCUCUUCUGCUUCUCUGAACGAGGAGCAGUUUGAGGACUACGGAGAAGGGGAGGAGCCGGACUACACUGCGGGUAGCCCCUGCCCUGACGACGAGACUCGCACCAACGGAUGCUCUGACCUGGGCUCCUCUGUUCCCUCCAGUGCGGGCCAGACUCCACGUAAGGUGCGUCAGAUUUACAGCGGUGAGCUGAUGGAUGUCUACUGUUCCCAGUGCUGUAAAAAGGUCAACCUCCUAAAUGACCUGGAGGCUCGCCUCAAAAACCUCAAAGCCAACAGCCCCAACAGGAAAAUCUCCAGCACUGCAUUUGGAAGGCAGCUGCUCCACAACAGCAACUUGAGCAGCAGUAACGGCAGUACAGAGGACCUUUUCCGAGACAGCAUUGACUCCUGUGACAUCGACAUCAAUGAGAAGGUGAGCUCUCUGGAGAAGAAGGUGGCAGAACUGGAGAGUGACAGUCUGAUGAAUGGUGAUCUCAAGUCUAAGCUCAAACAGGAGAACACCCAGCUAGUGCACAGGGUACAUGAGCUUGAGGAGCAGCUGAAAGACCAAGAGACGCGUGCAGAGCAGAUUAUUGAGGAGGAGCUGAGGAGACACCGAGAGGCCUACAGCAAGAUGGAGAGAGACAAGAAUACAGAGAUAGAGCUACUGACCAACCGACUCGUGCAGCUCGAAGAGGAGAACAGCGAGAUGGCCAUCAGCAUGUGUCGCCUCAAGUCACAGACAGAGAGACUGGACGAGGAGAAACAAAGGAUGACAGACAAGCUGGAGGACACCAGUCUUCGUCUGAAGGAUGAGAUGGACCUCUACAGAAAAAUGAUGGACAAACUGAGGCAGAACAGACACCAGUUCCAGAAGGAGAAGGAAGCCAUGCAGGAGCUAAUAGAGGAUCUGCGUCGGGAGCUGGAGCACUUGCAGCUCUUCAAGCUGGAGACUGAGAAGCCUGGCCGGAGCCGCAGCUCUUCCUCGAGCCUGGCGGACUUCAACACCAGGACCAGGGAGAUGGAGAUGGAGCACGAGGUCAAGAGGCUCAAACAGCGAUUUGCGUCCCAGGAUUUUCUCCCCCCUGAAUUCCAGCACCUGGUGUUGGCCGGGGCACGGCUCCGACCUGGUCUGAUGGAGAACCAGAAGUUGAGGGAGCAGAACGAUGAGCUGAAUGGUCAGAUCCUCAGCCUGAGCCUUUAUGAAGCUAAGAACCUGUUUGCCACACAGACCAAGGCCCAGUCCCUGGCUGCUGAGAUAGAUAAUGCCUCUAGAGACCAGUUAAUGGAAGCCCUAAAGGAGCAGGAGGAAAUCAACUUCCGUCUGCGUCAGUACAUGGACAAAAUCAUCCUGUCCAUCCUGGACCACAACCCCUCCAUCCUGGAAAUCAAGAACUAGCAGCCACUCAACUGGAAUGAGAAUCGUUCUGUAACUUUGCAGAGUGAGGAUCAUUCCAGUUGUCAGAGCAGAACCUGUAUUCCUAGUCGGGAAUCUGUACUGGAAAAGAAGGAGAAGGAACCAGAGCCACUCCUGAAAACUGGAACAUAUAAAUAGAUACACACUGCCCCCUGCUGUUGAUGGGGAGCAAAUAACUUCUUUUUGCAGAGGACGUACCCAUUAAAGCUGUGAGGGGAUUUCUGCGCUGAAUUAAAGGGACUUUCUCAGCUGUUACUUGCUUACUGACUGGUGGUCAUUGGACUGUGACCCUUCAACUUGGUCUAUCCCGUUGUCUUUUCGUUCGCUGUCCAUGUUUUGUCCCGCAGUUACCGUCAUAGCUUUGAUCUCAUAAGACAAAACUGGUGAUUUAUUACCACAAAUAUCCUGUGUUCCACAUGUUAUGAAGAUUGAUGGCAUUGCUAGAUAUUGUAUAUUGCACAUACGUACUAUGGCAUAAAAACUGGAACAAUGUAACCGAGUUGUUGUGUGCUCCACUGUGUCAUGGUGUAGUAGGAGGUGUUCGUUCCACAGACAAACAGGUUGGUGUGCUGUAGAAAAGUGCAUUUUAUGGAAACAAAGUGAGACAUUUUGGAAAGCAGGCGGUAAGACAGACCCUCAGAGGGACACAGACAUGAAGGCAGUCUGCUAGACUGUUCUCUGAUCUGUAACUCCUGUCAUUUUCAUUGUCCUUAAUAGAAGGCAUAAUACAAAUUGACGCAGAGUUAAUGCACGUUGAUGAAGUGUAUGAACAGGUACGUGUUUAGAGGUAAAAAUGGUCCGAGAGAAAUUAAAUAUGAAGGAAUGAGUAGAGAGAGAACCCCUUUUGCUAUACGGUAAGAGAAGAAGGCAAUCCAGAGUAGGGCAGAUAAUAGAAAGUGUGUUUUUUUGAGCGGCACAGAGGGACUCUGUGCACUGGGGACAGAGGGCUUUAGUGAAGUCAGCAAGGGUUUAUUGAAGGUGAAGAUUUUUGUUGUUUUCUUGUGAAGAUGUCUUUCCGGAAACUUUAAACAGCACUUGCAAAGUCAAUCAGUUCACCAGUGAAUUAUUUUUUUUUCAGUGCCUGGUGGCUCCUUGUUGAUGAUGGAAAAGAUGAGCGUAGACUGUCACUUUAUAGAGCAGAAGCUGCGACCGAGGAGUGUCUUCACACUGUAGUUUCCAUAGCUGCUAUUUGCUAGCAUAGCAUGAGCUUGAACAAGUACGCUGCAGCCAGCUAGCAAUGGACACAAUGAUGUUGCACAGGAAUGUAAUGAUAUGAAUGUACAGAAUGUGAUAUGGAUUUCGUGAUGGCGUGAUCGGACCCACUGGGGCAUUUCAGUGGCCAAUUUGUGAUGUUGCUCACUGAAUCAUCCCUCAUGUCCCAGUUGGAUCAACUCAAUAAGAUACUUGACUUAAUCUGAAUCUCACUCUGCGGUCAGGUACGACGAGUGUGCACAGGAGACUGAACUUUUCGUGCAAAAGACUGGAAUAGCAAUCUCACUGAAGCCUGUAAGUUGCAGAUUGUAGUUUGUGCCCCGAUGGCUCUCAUAAUACUGUAAAUAUCAUGAAUGUAUCACUUGGUAUUUCACUUCCUGUGAGCCACAUAAGGCUUCUUGUGUUUUAAAACUCUUAAAUAUGUUGCGAUAUGUCGUUAUACAUGUAUACAGUAUUCUGUACUGUAAUGGAGAGGGCAUUGUCUAGGAAAAUGGGGGGAAAAUACAAUCUGCUGUAUUAUGUAAUUGUCCUAAACUUGAGUUUUGCUUCCUUGCACAAAAAAACGUUUGUUUCCUUUUGCAUGGUUCACAUUUUCUUUUGUCUGUGCCUUUUGAAAACACAUUUUUCAAGACCAUACAGCUUGACUAAAUUGUUUGAAGGUGCAUUCGAUUCUGUGUCUGACAGGUUUUCAUGACUUGUAAAUGUUGUACAUACAUAGUGAUAAUUUGUAUUCAUGUGCCACUCACCACUCUUUUUCAAAUUGAUACUAUGAAAACUAUUUUGUACUGUUUUAUCAAGAAAGAGCUUGUGAUAGCUUAGGUAGAAAUACAGGCAUAGCACAGUACUUUGUAAACUAAAGAUUAGCAUUUUUGGGAAUACAAUGUUGAUGCAAUUAUUUUAUUUUUUAUUUUAUUUUGUUUUUUUAAUGCAGUGUAAUUUUUGUUCUCCUCUCGAUUGAAUUGUUAGUAAUGGUGAGUUCAUUGCUCUUCACGCUGUCUUAAACUGGCUUUUCUUUGGUAUGGUUGUCGACUGUCUUCCUAACUUAAACUUAAUAGUGAGCAUCACGAGCAAUAUAAACUGAUUUACCAAUACCCGCUGAUUCGUCUUGUUUACCCUUUCGAAAAAAUUCUCUCUAUAGCUGCUCGCAUCAUUUCAGAUGAAAAAAAAAAAAAGAAAAAAUAUAUAAAUUCAUUCUUUUUGUAGUUCUUAAGUUAUAAUUUAGUAGGGCUAUCCAAUAUUGUGUCAUUCCUUUAAGCAGAACAUGGCAAUAAAAAGGCUUUGGCUGUGA